AUGGAUGGUGGCUUUGCAGCGAGCAAAUUUGAGUCUACCGUCAAGGCCCAAAAUAAAGGUCGGACCCUCUAUUUGGCAUCCAAAUCGCCGUCCGUACCGAACUUGAAUGAGGCGUUUCAAAGCGACGUCAGGCCACGUAUAUCGCCAGGAAGGGGCCAAAGCCAGCUAAACGUGCUAUCUGUAACUGAAGAACUCACGGGUUCAAGUGUCAUUGAUCUGUACGGGGACGAAGAAGACGAACAAGACGAACAAGGUGACGAAGACGAGGGAGAAAACCAGGAGGACGAGGGAACUGACGGCCUUGCUUCAGACAACCCUCGUAGUUUUACCGCAUCCCCUUCUGUCAGCGCGCCUGCUGGAAACAUUAGCAGCAGAGACCUGUCGCAUUACGACCGCUAUGGUUUCAAGAAGCACAACUCUCAUAUUUCACAGGAAGAAUAUCAUGCAUGGUGGGACGACUACUCUCGGUAUUGCGUCCGCAGAAAACGCAAGUGGCAAGACCUGCUUGAGAAAAGUGGCUUGGUGUCUGUGAACGGCGUUCCUGACCGCUUUCCCCCGAGAAGCGAAAAGCUGAAAAGAUACGUUCGGAAAGGCAUUCCAGCAGAAUGGAGGGGUCAGGCUUGGUGGUAUUUCGCGCGGGGCCAGGAAAAACUGAACAAAAACAAAGGUGUCUACGAUAAGCUAUUAGCUGCUGCGAGUGAACGAAGUGGCAAGGCGAGUGGCAGAGACCUAGAGGUUAUUGAACGAGAUUUGCAUAGAACGUUUCCAGAAAACAUUCAUUUUCAGCGACAACCAAAUGAUACCGAGGAGCCCUUAAUGAUACAGUCGUUGCGCAGGGUGCUAGUUGCAUUCUCGGUUUAUAAUCCCAAGAUUGGGUAUUGCCAAUCUAUGAAUUUUCUCGCAGGUCUACUCUUGCUCUUCUUGGAUGAGGAGCGAACAUUUUGGAUGCUAGUCAUCAUUACAUCAAGAUACUUGCCUGGUGUGCAUAAUGUGAAUUUGGAGGGUGUGAAUGUAGACCAAGGAGUUUUGAUGCUUUGUGUUAAAGAAUACUUGCCAGAUUUUUGGCCAAAGAUUGUUCCUAAGCAGCACGCCCGCAACAAUGAAUUUUUGUACAAACUCCCACCUAUUACUUUGUGCACUGCAAGCUGGUUCAUGAGCUGUUUCGUAGGUGUGGUCCCGAUUGAGACCACCCUGCGUAUCUGGGACUGUCUAUUUUAUGAAGAAUCCCACAUCCUGUUCAAAAUGUCCCUCUCGAUGCUCAAAAUUUGUGAGCAGGACAUUGCGGCAGCACGUCAAAAUAAUCGCGCUUUGCGAAGCAGGACUCUCAGUAAAGACGAUGAAGACAUCGAAAUAUUUCAAGCAAUUCAAACCACUCCUAAGAAGCUGCUGGACCCUCAGCAAAUAUUUGACCGCAUACUUUUUAAAAGACGAUUUUCACUAAACAAUCUAAAUCAAGAAGAGAUUGAUAGAUGCCGAAAAUACGUUACAUCCCAGCGUCUGAAGUUGAAGAAUUACGCCGAUAUUAUGGGUAAUAGACCAUCUGCUAACGAAAAUGCCAAAAGGGAUAUCAAGAUGGGCCCCGAAUUUGUAGAGAGCGCUUUAUCUUCAGAAAUUUACGGAUUCAGACGGAGUCUGACCGCCGCUCACUGGAACAAUAGCAUAAAAGAAAAGGUCAGACAAAUUCGAAGAAAGUAA
Messenger RNA from Lachancea dasiensis, 1695 nucleotides. Lineage: Eukaryota; Fungi; Ascomycota; Saccharomycetes; Saccharomycetales; Saccharomycetaceae. The record is from the annotation of a GenBank genome assembly.